Purpureocillium lilacinum is the source of this 690-nucleotide messenger RNA. RefSeq lists its product as uncharacterized. Lineage: Eukaryota; Fungi; Ascomycota; Sordariomycetes; Hypocreales; Ophiocordycipitaceae. The record is from RefSeq and is a predicted model, not a curated record.
AUGAGGACGUUUUGCAAGAUUGUCCCCAUGGCCUUCUGGUUAGGUCUCGUCGCCGUUCUCCUCCUCGCCACGCCCUCGAGCGCCGCGCCUGUGCACCUUGUCGGCCCGCGCUCCCCAACUCCCGGCAACAGCAUGUCCGCCACCAGUGGCGGCGCCGGCGGCAGGAGCGGCAGCAGUCAGGGCUCACGGUUGGGGAGCUCCUCGCCAAGGCCCGGCCGGCUCUACAAUCCCUCACUGUCCCCAAACGGCAACCCCCGGAGCGGCUGGCCGAGUCCGCGACCGCUGCCGGGUGGCGGUGGCCAACGCCCCGGCGGUAACGGCGCGCAGUGGGACCGGGUGCGCGAGCUGGAUGCCUUUGGCUUCCCUAAGCGGGUGGAGGGCGUUUCCCGCAAGGUGCCGGGCGUGAGCGGCGACAGUGGCAGUGGAUGGGCACACAAGACAGCGUCAGCAACGGGCAAGGACAAGGGCAAAAUGUCAGACAAGGAAAGGGCGGAGCAGGAGAGGAUACAGAGGGAGAUGGAGAGGAGGGAGAGGGCCAUGAUGGAGGGCUUGUUCAAUACCAUGAGCAGAGUGGAGGAGAGCCUUGCCCGGACUGCCGCCCGGGGGGGCAUCCCGGAACGUCGUUUGCCGGGCCUCAGGAGGGAAGCCCGGGAGCUGCCUGAUGACCAGGCGAGUCGAGUCGCUGAGUGA